Amborella trichopoda is the source of this 3722-nucleotide messenger RNA. RefSeq names its product trehalose-phosphatase/synthase 9 (gene TPS9). Gene Ontology annotation, cellular component: cytosol. Gene Ontology annotation, biological process: trehalose biosynthetic process. NCBI's taxonomy places the organism in Eukaryota, Viridiplantae, Streptophyta, Magnoliopsida, Amborellales, Amborellaceae. Gene Ontology annotation, molecular function: trehalose-phosphatase activity. The record is from RefSeq and is a predicted model, not a curated record.
UUGGACUCGCAACUCUCUCUCUAGACUCUGUAUACCUGCCAAAACCUCAUCCUUUUCGUUCUCUCUCUAGACUCUCUAAUUCGCCGAAACCACCUCUUUUCCGAGCUCUUUCUCUCUCUAGAUUCUCUAAGCUCCCGCUUUCUCUCUCUACUUUUUGCUGGAGGAUUUAAUUCUGUGUAAAUCUUAUAACUUCUUCUGCAGGCAACGGAUUUGGCUUCUUUCGGACGCCUUUUCCCCCGCCUUUAAAUCUCCCCUUUAAGAAGCGCUCCUCACUCCUUCUAAAACGAACGCGUCGGCUCGGAGCAUCGAAAUCUGGUUCUCCGAUCAAGUAUACGGGAAAUCAGGUCGAUUUCUGGCUGGAAUUCACUUUUUCCGGCGAGUUUUUCAGACCUUUGCUAGGUCGAAAGGAGCUCAGAUCUUUGGAUGAUCACGCGUUUAUUCUUUGUUGUUAGUUUGUCACAGAUCUGACACGUGUCUGUCUGGGGGUCUUGAUUCCCUUGAACGUUGGUAGUAUCACGGGGAAACCUGCUUAUGUUUAUCUUUAUUGGAAUACAAAGUCUACAAAGGUUGUGGGUUUUCUAGCAUUUUGCUUCACAAUAUCUAAUAGUUGAGGUGGUGGUUGAUAAAUGAUAUCCAGGCAUCAUGGUGUCAAAAUCCUGUACAAAUCUGUUGGGUUUGGCCUCUGGCGAGCUGAUGGACUUCCCACAAGCUUUAAGGCGACUUCCUAGAGUUGUUACUUCACCAGGGAUCAUCUCAGAUUUUGAUGAUGGAUUGAAUGAAAUUGGCAAAAGUCAAGAAAGGAUCAUAAUAGUAGCAAAUCAGCUACCUCUUCGCGCUCAAAAGGGUGUUCUAGAUGGUAAAUGGCACUUUAGUUGGGAUGAAGAUUCUCCUCUGCCCCAACUAAAAGAUGGGUUCUCUUCUGGUACUGAUUGUCUCUUUGUUGGUUGUCUCAAAGCUGAGAUAGACUCGAGCGAGCAAGAAGCCAUUGCCCAGAGGCUUUUGGAAGAGUUCAAAUGCGUGCCCACUUUCCUUCCUAAUGAACUUCAAGUCAAAUUUUACCAUGGAUUUUGUAAGCAGCAUCUAUGGCCACUGUUCCAUUACAUGCUGCCUUUAUGUCCUGAUCAUGGGGAUAAGUUUGACCGGUCUCUAUGGCAAGCGUAUGUCUCUGCAAAUAAGUUAUUUGCUGACAAAGUCAUGGAAGUAAUCAACCCAGAUGAUGACUACGUAUGGGUCCAUGACUAUCAUCUUAUGGUCCUUCCUACAUUCUUGAGGAAGCGGUUUAACCGGAUUAAGCUCGGGUUCUUUCUCCAUAGCCCCUUCCCAUCUUCUGAGAUUUACAGGACUUUACCUGUGCGCGAUGAGAUCUUGAAGGCCUUGCUCAAUUCAGAUUUGAUUGGUUUUCACACCUUUGAUUAUGCUCGACACUUCCUUUCUUGUUGUAGUAGGAUGUUGGGUUUGGAUUAUGAAUCCAAGAGGGGUUACAUUGGUCUAGAGUAUUAUGGCCGCACAGUGAGUAUAAAGAUUCUUCCUGUUGGUGUACAUAUGGGACAGCUUGAGUCAGUGUUGAAUAAAGCUGAAACUUCAGCAAAGGUAAGAGAGCUUGAAGAACAGUUUAUGGGGAAAACUUUGGUUGUUGGGGUUGAUGAUAUGGACAUAUUUAAGGGUAUAAGUCUGAAGUUGUUGGCGAUGGAGGAGCUUUUGAAGCAACAUCCCAAACUGCAAGGCAAAGUUGUCCUAGUUCAGAUUGCCAACCCUGCCAGAAGUAGUGGGAAAGAUGUACAAGAAGCCAAGAGAGAGACUCAUUCAACUGCUAAAAGGAUUAAUGAGAUGUAUGGGUAUCCUGGUUAUGACCCAAUUGUUUUAAUUGAUCGACCUGUGCCCCUGUAUGAGAAACUUGCCUAUUAUGUCAUGGCUGAGUGUUGUGUGGUGAAUGCUGUGAGAGAUGGGAUGAACUUGGUUUCGUAUAAAUAUAUUGUUUGCAGGCAAGGAACUCUAAAGGCUGAUGAAGCAAUGGGUAUCAGUUCAACUAUCCCUAGAAAGAGCAUGCUUGUCGUUUCUGAAUUUGUCGGUUGUUCCCCUUCUCUAAGUGGGGCAAUCAGGGUUAACCCUUGGAACAUUGAUGCAGUGUCAGAGGCCAUAAAUUCUGCCAUUACUAUGCCUGAUUCAGAAAAACAACUACGCCAUGAGAAGCAUUAUCGGUAUGUCAGCUCUCAUGAUGUGGGUUAUUGGGCAAGAAGCUUCAAGUCUGACUUGGAGAGAGCUUGUAAAGAUCACUACUCUAGAAGGUGUUGGGGAAUUGGAUUUGGGUUAGGUUUCAGGGUUGUUGCUCUUGAUCCAAAUUUCAGGAAAUUGUCCAUAGAGCAUGUCGCUUCUGUGUACAAAAGAACAAAGAGAAGGGCAAUAUUUUUGGAUUAUGAUGGAACCAUGAUGCCUCAGACAUCGAUAUGCAAGAAUCCCAGUAACGAGGUCAUUUCUGUUCUGAAUAGCCUGUGCAGUGAUCCUAAGAACACUGUGUUCAUUGUCAGUGGAAGGGGAAGGAGUUCUUUAAGCGAGUGGUUUUCUCCUUGUCAGAAGUUGGGAAUUGCAGCAGAGCAUGGGUACUUCACAAGAUGGAGUGGAGACUCUGAGUGGAAAUCAUGCUUGUUAGCUGCAGAUUUCGAUUGGAAAAGUAUAGCUGAACCUGUUAUGAGAUUAUAUACCGAGACAACUGAUGGAUCUUCGAUGGAAAUAAAGGAAAGUGCAUUGGUCUGGCAUCAUCAAGAUGCUGACCCAGAUUUUGGUUCUUGUCAAGCAAAGGAGCUUUUGGACCACCUAGAGAAUGUACUAGCCAAUGAACCAGUAGUCGUUAAGGGCCAGCAUAUUGUGGAAGUUAAGCCGCAGGGUGUAAGUAAGGGUUUGGUUGCAGAAAACCUUCUCUCAGCAAUGGUGGAUGGUGGGAAGCCACCUGAUUUUGUGAUGUGCAUCGGUGAUGAUAGGUCUGAUGAGGACAUGUUUGAGAGCAUAUCAACUGCUAUAUCUCGUCUAUCAAUGCCAGGACAAACAGAGGUUUAUGCGUGUACAGUUGAGCAAAAACCAAGCAAGGCUAAGUAUUAUCUCGAUGACACUGUCGAGGUCAUAAAGUUGCUUCAAGGUCUUGCUGCUGCCUCAGAUCAGCAUCCAAGGCCUGCUCAUAUUCAAGUGUCCUUCGAAAGCUGUGCUUGAAGUGGAUGAAUCAUAUUGGGGAGCUUGAGAAUGCUAAAAACCAGGUUUUGUGGCUAAUGGCUUAAGUUGGAGAAUUAUGGGAUGCAUUUAUUGAUCUAAUUGAAUAUUCUCAAGACAAUUUUGUUGGGUAUAAGGUGAUGACCUUUAUCUGUUAGUGGAAGAGGAAGUGGAUAAUCGCGGGGGUUUGGCAUGGUGCACCUAGCUUUUGCUGAGCUUUCUUUGAUGUGGUGGCUGAACUCUUGCCAAUUCCAAAUAGUGAAGCAAUUUUGCUGAGUCUUUUGUUUCUGGGAUCAUGUCUUGAGGGUUGGUGAUAGUGAAGUCAUGUGAUGAUAGCAAGGGCCGCCGCAUUUGGCGCUCAUUACCAUGUGAAUUUUGCUUUUAUAGAAGCUCGAUCACAAUAGUAAAAAAUGAAAUGGUAUAAUGACCUCUCACAUGUAUGUAUUCACACUGUUCUUACCAAUUUAUUUUUUUUGAUACAUUGAAUCAAAUGGAAUAAUAUUUACAGGUUGUUCCAAGUUAAA